AAAAAGCCGUCGUAGCCGACUGUAUCUGUUUGGGACCAGUUUUUAUCUAUCCCGAUACCUCUUCAUUCCGGAAUAACAAUGGUGGAUUACGAGGUGACCGUCUAUACUGGCGAUCGAGUUCACGCCACUACCGUGAACCCGGUGCACAUUAAGCUGGUGGGCACAGAAGGCGAGAGUGCCCGCACGUGGUUGAGCUCCUGGGUCAUCUUCAGAGGAGCGGUGUCAACUUACACUGUUUCCUGCCCAAAGUCUCUUGGACGGCUGGUUCUGAUAGAACUAGACAAACGUCAAUUCAGACUUAUGUUCGGUGAUGCUUGGUUCCCCGACAAGGUGGAAAUCAAAUCACCCGAGCGAGACAUCUACACCUUUCCUAUCUACUGCUGGAUCAGUGACCGGGAGACGCAUUGUUUCAGAGAAGGCAAAGCACUGCGAAUCUUUGACGAGAGCAACUCUCUUGGUCGAAACGCAAGGAAGCAGGAGCUGAGUCAGCGAAGCGUCGACUAUGUCUGGGAAUUGUUUUCCCUAGGUUUGCCUUACAUCAUUAAGGCAGAUGAUCCUACUAGCCUUCCAGAUGAGGUCCAGUUCUCCUUUACCAAGAGUACAGAGUUUGUAUUCACAGCAAUGACAGGGUUGGCUGAGCUUCGGCUAAAAGGGCUUGUUGACAACCAGGAAAAUUGGCAAAAUCUUGACGAUAUCAACGACGUGUUCCGUAACAAAGACACACCCUUAUCAAAUUAUGUUCAAGAACACUGGAAGGAAGAUUGGUUAUUUGCGUACCAGUUUCUAAACGGAGCCAAUCCCAACAUGAUUCGACGCUGCAAAACUCUGCCCAACAAUUUCCCUGUGACCGAAGACAUGGUCUCUAUCCCCAAUGGCUCAAACUUGUCAAAUGAGUUGAAGCAAGGCAACAUAUACCUGUGCGACUACAAGAACCUGGAUGGAAUGCCAGCAAAUACAGUCCAAGGGAAGGAGCAGUAUCUGACAGCACCACUCGUACUGUUUCACAAAACAGCCGACGACACGCUGAUGCCUAUUGCCAUUCAGCUGAAGCAGACUCUGGCGGAGGACAACCCCAUCUUUCUCCCAACUGACUCUGAAUAUGACUGGCUGACGGCUAAGAUCUUUGUGAAAGGUGCCGAUUUCACGGAGCACCAGCUCAACGUUCAUUUGCUGCGCACUCACCUGUUGGUGGAGGCUUUUACAGUCUCACUGCUGCGCAACCUGCCCAUGGUGCAUCCCCUCUACAAGCUUCUCAUACCUCACACACGCUACACUCUGCAUAUCAACGAAUUAGGUCGGGUUCGACUCAUAGGACCGAAUGGAGUCUUCACAAAGUUUGGAGCUUCUGGUGGAGAGACUUUGACAAAGUUCUUGGCAAGAUCACAGUCCUUGAUCACCUACAGGUCCCUUUGCAUCCCUGACGACAUUGCUGACCGUGACUUGCAGGACCUGCCUAACUUCUACUACAGAGAUGAUGGACUCCAACUUUGGACCAUCAUCUUCAAAUUUGUGCAAGGAGUGAUACAGCACUACUACAAAAGUGACGACGAGGUCCAGCGGGACUCCGAACUGCAGACAUGGAUUCGGGACAUUUUUGAACACGGAUUCCUUUCCCAGUCACAAUCAGGCAUACCUCAGAGUUUUAUGACUGUGCCUGAACUCACCAAAUUCACCACCAUGGUGAUGUUCACUUGCUCGUGCCAGCACGCAGCUGUGAACAGCGGGCAGUACGACUACGGUGGCUGGAUGCCCAACACCCCCACCACCCUGCAGCGUGCUCCCCCGACCGAAAAAGGGACAACGAGCAAGAGCACAAUCCUCGAGACUUUGCCCCCUAUCAACGUGACUGCUCAGGGAAUGGCCAGCGCCUGGCUGCUCAGCAGACAGUCUUCUGAUUUUGUUCCCCUCGGGCACUACCCAGAGGAGCAUUUUACCGAGGAGAUCCCUCGCCAGCUGCAAAAGGAUUUUAAAGCCGAGCUUGAAGAGUUGUCCAUCAAAAUCAACAACCGAAACGAGGGUCUGGCAGUCCCGUACACUUACCUGGAUCCAAAGAACAUUGAAAACAGCGUAGCCAUCUAAACGUCGGAAAGUCACAAUCAAAAGGGAGGUGUGUGUGAAAAUUCAAACAACAAAUAUUGUCUAAAUACAAGUUUAAACACCUCCAGUGUAAGUAAAUCAGGUUAUUUUAUAAAACUAAUUACCGCGGAAACGACUUGGAGUUAAGUCAAAGCGUCACAAUUAUAUUAUGUAGUGUGUGUGAAGGAUGAAACGUUGCUGUUGGGUUGCUUUCAUAGAAUUCCCAAAUCCCAUAUUCGGACAAUAUGAUAUGAUUUUAUAAAUUAUUGAAGUGAAAACCUCUGAAGCUGACAACAAUGUCUUCCAUUCCGUCAGGCUGGUUGACCUCCAUGUUUAUCUAAAGAAAUUUUCCUUGGAGACAUAUUAUAAAGAGAGGUAAUCAUUACCGGACAAUGCCAUAUCCUGAUUACCUUAUAAAACAUAACAGGAUUCUCAGGAACUUGGUGAAGGAAACACCUUAAUAAUUAUAUUGACAAGUUCUUGCUUUGACUUGUGUCAUUGUAUAUUUAAUCAGUUCCAGGAAGAGUGAGCCCAAAUAUUUCUGUAGAUUUGUGAAAGGUUUGUGAAAGACUUGAGAAAGAUUCAAGAAAACACUUGCUAGUUGAAUAAUUAUUAUGACUUAAAUAUCUCCUACUUCUCCAAAAUGACAUCUAUAAUAAAAAAAGAUUACACCUAGUUGGAGUUA
Molecule: messenger RNA, 2761 nt
Organism: Syngnathus acus (greater pipefish)
Lineage: Eukaryota; Metazoa; Chordata; Actinopteri; Syngnathiformes; Syngnathidae
Product: arachidonate 12-lipoxygenase, 12R-type-like
Exons: 14
Coding region: 79-2079 (666 amino acids)
Biological process (GO): linoleic acid metabolic process; lipid oxidation
Molecular function (GO): iron ion binding; protein binding; oxidoreductase activity, acting on single donors with incorporation of molecular oxygen, incorporation of two atoms of oxygen
Source: RefSeq, a predicted model, not a curated record